AUGUAUUGUGUGAGUUACUUAAAGGAGUUUUAUCGACCACAAGAUGAACAUAUUCGUGAAUUGGAGAAGAUCGCAACUAUUAUGGAGGCAGAAACCUCCGAUGUAGAAGUAACCUCCAAUCAUCAUUCUAUUAGGCGGCAAACGCGAAUUAAUACAAUGGUUAUUAGUGUUGUAUUUUGUGCCAACGUGGUACUUUUAUUGGGUAAAGCUGUAGCAUCUGCAUUAUCAGGGUCAUUAGCAAUCAUAUCAUCUUUGUUAGAUAGUUGUGUCGAUUUGGCUUCCGGUGGUAUCAUGUGGUUUGCUGCUCGUCAAAUGCGUAAAAGGAAGCCAUACAAAUACCCAGAAGAGAGAACACGACUUGAACCAUUAGCAGCGAUUGUACUCUCUAUAUUUAUGGCUUGUAUAUUUAUACAACUUCUAGCUGAAUCUUUACAAAACAUUGUUCGUAUGUCAUAA
Schistosoma margrebowiei is the source of this 456-nucleotide messenger RNA. The record is from the annotation of a GenBank genome assembly. NCBI's taxonomy places the organism in Eukaryota, Metazoa, Platyhelminthes, Trematoda, Strigeidida, Schistosomatidae.